AGAAAAAUAAAAUGAAAAAAAAAAAGAAUACAACCGUUGCUGCUCGUUUUGUUGACAUCCGAUCCGAGACGCAGUUGCAGCUUUCCGGGGCUGAAUCACUCAUUUAAAUGGCUUCCGGUUACCGAAAACCAGCUUCUUCUGUGGGCCAGAGGAAGAAGUCGGGUCCCAAAAUCGACCUGACUGAGGAGCAAAAGCAAGAAAUCAAAGAGGCUUUUGACCUCUUUGACACCGAUGGAAGUGGAACAAUCGACGUGAAGGAGCUGAAGGUUGCCAUGAGGGCGCUCGGGUUUGAACCCAAGAAAGAAGAGAUCAAGAAGAUGAUCGCAGACAUCGAUAAAGAGGGCUCUGGAACGAUUGACUUCAGUGACUUUCUCGGUAUGAUGACUUCGAAAAUGAGUGAAAAAGACUCCAAAGAAGAAAUAAUGAAGGCUUUUCGGCUGUUCGACGACGACGGCACAGGAAAAAUCUCCUUCAAAAAUCUGAAGCGAGUCGCCAAGGAGCUGGGAGAGAACCUCACGGACGAAGAAUUACAGGAAAUGAUCGACGAGGCGGACCGAAAUGGCGACGGGGAGAUUAACGAGCAGGAGUUCUUGAGGAUAAUGAAGAAGACCAAUCUCUACUGAACCCGGUCUGGACCCAACGGGGGCGGUUCUUUCAGAUCCCAAUCGGAACGGUUUGUGCCCGGAGUUUUUCUCGGGGGCACCUUUUUUUUUUUUUCCCCGAGACAGAUUUGCGAAUGUAUGUUUUUGUCCCGCGCCAUAUUUUUGCACAGAUUUCUCUUAUCUUUUUUUCUUCUUUUUACAAUGCAAGAAAAAUAAAUAUAUUUCCCUCAUUG
Messenger RNA from Cyclopterus lumpus (lumpfish), 835 nucleotides. RefSeq names its product centrin 4 (gene cetn4). The record is from RefSeq and is a predicted model, not a curated record. Gene Ontology annotation, cellular component: centriole; centrosome. Lineage: Eukaryota; Metazoa; Chordata; Actinopteri; Perciformes; Cyclopteridae. Gene Ontology annotation, molecular function: calcium ion binding. The transcript has 5 exons. Gene Ontology annotation, biological process: centriole replication; nucleotide-excision repair; mitotic cell cycle. The coding region runs from base 108 to 623 and encodes 171 amino acids.